Arabidopsis lyrata subsp. lyrata is the source of this 688-nucleotide messenger RNA. RefSeq names its product factor of DNA methylation 5. The transcript has 3 exons. The coding region runs from base 1 to 672 and encodes 223 amino acids. The record is from RefSeq and is a predicted model, not a curated record. Gene Ontology annotation, biological process: gene silencing by siRNA-directed DNA methylation. Lineage: Eukaryota; Viridiplantae; Streptophyta; Magnoliopsida; Brassicales; Brassicaceae.
AUGAAUGGAAAGCUAAAGAAAGUAAUGAAGGAGAAAGAUGAAAAGCUGAAGAAAGUAAUGAAGGAGAAGAAUGAAGAGCUGAAGAAAGUAAUGAAGGAGAUGAACGAGAAGCUGGAAGAGGAGCGUUGUGAGUUAGAAGAAUUAGAGGAUAUGAACUCAGUCUUACUUAUUAAAGAACGUCAAAGCAAUGAUGAGAUACAAGAAGCACGCAAAGAAUCGAUUAGGGGAUUGAGAGAUUUAUCAGGUGAUAGAUCACCCACCAUUGGAGUAAAAAGAAUGGGAGAAAUUGAUGAAAAGCCUUUCUUGAAAGUGUGUAGACAGAGAUUUAGUGGUGAAAACGUUGAGUUGGAACAAGCCAUGCUUUGUUCGAAAUGGCAGAAAACACUCAAGGAUCCAUCAUGGUAUCCAUUCAAACGUGUCGGAACCGGAGAAAAAAUGAAGGAAGUGGUGGAUGAAGAAGAUGAGAAACUUAAGAAUCUGAGAAAAGAGUGGGGAGAAGAAGUGAAGAACGCAGUUAAGACAGCACUUGUGGAACUGAACGAGUUUAACCCGAGUGGUCGGUACACUGUUCCGGUACUGUGGAAUUUCGAACAAGAGAGGAAAGCAACACUUAAAGAAGGGAUUGCUCACAUGAUAAAGGAGAUCAAAACUCGCAAACGCAAGCUCACAUGAUUGUGUUCGUAAAGAG